AUGUUUUCACUACUGCGCAGAGCCAUGCGGCCGCUUUCUUCAAACUGCCACAUGCUACCCAAGAGAACCCUUCGCCUCGUGCCGGACUUGUCAAAAUACAAAUUGAUAGAGCAACCGCCGGGAUUCAUCGUCGAUACCGUCAAUGAGGCCUAUAAACCACCGAGGCCCAACGCAUACGAAGGCGCAUACCACUGGACCUACGACCGGUUGAUAGCAAUAACAAUGGUUCCCUUGGUGAUGACUCCCUUUGUCGCGGGCGUCGAGUUCCCCGUGGUGGAUGCUGUUUUUUCGACCCUCACCCUCCUCCAUUGCCACGCUGGGUUCAAGAGCUGUAUAAUUGACUAUAUCCCCAAGCGAGUCUACGGCGUUUGGUACCGUAUGGCUACCAGAUUGUUGACGUUUGGUACCGCUGUUGCCAUGUACGGCAUCUACGUCUUGGAGACCUCGAGUAAUGGAUUGUUUGAUUUGGUCAAGAGCAUAUGGGCUGCCUGA
This is a messenger RNA of Lodderomyces beijingensis, 492 nucleotides long. NCBI's taxonomy places the organism in Eukaryota, Fungi, Ascomycota, Pichiomycetes, Serinales, Debaryomycetaceae. The record is from the annotation of a GenBank genome assembly.